Hypoxylon fragiforme is the source of this 1241-nucleotide messenger RNA. RefSeq lists its product as uncharacterized. Bases 583 to 948 code for a protein of 121 amino acids. The record is from RefSeq and is a predicted model, not a curated record. Lineage: Eukaryota; Fungi; Ascomycota; Sordariomycetes; Xylariales; Hypoxylaceae. The transcript has a single exon.
UAUAGGUAUGGCCCAUAUGGCCAUAUAUGGGCACUCCGCCAUAAUAGUUAGGAAUAAACUAAGCUUUCUUCCUUCCAUCUUCCUUCAUCUUAGUUGCAGUUGUGCUGCAACAGUUAAUAAUUAGGGGGUGGUGUUGGAGGUGCGGCAGCUAUUCUUUUGGAGGCGUUAAUAUAAAAUGUAUAUUUGCAUCGUUUUGAUUAGUGAGGCAUGAUGAUCGAUGGAAGUGCAUUUUCUUUCCCCUGCUUGUUCCCAAGUGAGAGAGAAAGCUCGAUCCCUCGCGAUGCUGUUGCCUGCUCAUGGCUUGGCUUAUUGAUUUAGAACCCAAGGCGAAUGAUAAUCUUCCUGCCCAACGAUCGAGGAAUGCCUACCUAUGUAAGCAUACCUAGAAAAGGGAUGGGUGGAGAGAAAAGGUACCUCGAAGGAGGUUGCGAUCAAGUCCUGCCAAACGCUUUUGGCCCGUUCUGGGCCCAAGCCCCCUAGGUUAGGUAUGUAGAUGCAAGCUUCACCCAUCCCAUCAUCGCGCUUUAUACACUCGGGAACCACUGUCGCGGUUCGCCGAGCCAUUUCAUCACACCGCGCCACAUGAUAAACGCCCCCUUUUACCUUCUUCUUCUUCUUCUUCUUCGUGACCUUGGCCCUAUCUUGGUAAUCGUGCCCAACCUAGGUAUGAUUAUCUGUUUCUUCACUGUGCCGUUGCAUCCUCACCUUACAAACACACAAACAAACAAGGUACCCCAUAUCGCAGCCCAAUUACGGGCCAUGCAGGUAGGUAGGGUGACAGAUGUCUUCAAUGUGUUCUCUCUCCCCUUUUUUCUAUCCAGGUAUCCAACAAUUUUGCUGGCCUGCCUAGGUAUUGUACAAUACAUACCUGGUUGUGCCUGUGUAUGUACGGCAGUGACACAUCAUCCCCGGGGGCUACAUGCAUCAUGUAGUACCUACUGCACGUGAUUUUGGGUCCGCCUGCAUAUCGUUAACACCCAGGUUGUCGGGUCCGUUCGUUUUGUUUUUCUUUGCUCGUCGCAUGGCAGCCAGUACUUUCACCGAGAAAGUAAGACUUUUUUUUUUUUUUUUUUUUCCUUCUCUCUUCACUCCUCUCAAUGGCCAUCAAGAUGAAAGGUAAACGAGCGAUACACGCACACGCACCCGAGUUCCACUUGCAAAAAAGGGGGGAGGGGGGGUGGAAAUAGAAAAACGGGAAAAGGAAAACGAGGGGCAAAAGGGGACCAAAAAAACAUCACGUA